UGCGCCUGCGCGGAUCUCUUGACAACAGCGUAAACGAUUCCAACAAAGGGGUGGAUUACUUUUCAGAUUUGGAAAACUUUGCAAAAACAAGGAUUUGGGGACAAAUUCGUCAUAAUCUGAAUCAACGGUGGAACGUAAAAUAUCAAGACGAACACCAGGUGCAAGAAGAUCUUCGCAGUGAACUCCAGAAGGCGAGGAAAGUGUCAAACGUGCAGUGAAAGGACUUUCUGAGUUUCUAGAAACCGGACAUUCAACAGAUUGCUCCAUGGAUCUGAAGAGACCUUAAAGCCCCAGUGUUUGUAAACCAUGGCUGCAGCGGUGUCGUCUGCCUCACGGCCGGAGCUGGCCUCUCACCCCGUCCCCAGCCCACCCGCCACACCCAAGGCCUCACCUGCAGGCUCCGCCAGGAAGGCUGGGAAAGGGAACUCCAAGGAAAUUGUUGAACAAGGUGGGUCUCCCCUGCCCGACCUGCGCACCAGUGACAUGGCGGUGGACCGUACCAAGCCCCUCCCCACCUCCCUGCAGAGUGACUUCAUCCCGGAGGACCUCCUGUUCGCCCUGACCCAACCCCCUCCCCUCAAGGCCAAGGACAACCUCCUCCCACCCUCCAGGACUAAGACACAGGCCGUGGUGCCUGCUGGCAGGGAGGCCUGGAAAGAGCCAACCCCACCCCGCCGUCCUGACAAUGUGUGGAACUUCUCCAGAAGAAGCAGAUACAAACAUCUGACAGACAACACCAUCUGUACAUGUGGGGCUGGCAAGGACAUCUCAUUCCUGUAUGAUGCAGUGACUGCUGCAUCAGAGGACAAGGAGCCGACUCCACCAACUAGAGACAAGUAUGACAGGAGCAGCAUCAGGGCUGAUGCCGUUAAAGAGGUGGACAAGAAUAUUGCAUUGCCAGACUCCCUCAUCCCAGAUGAGUACCAUAUCGUCAAGUCCAAAGGAGUCAUGGGCUUGGAAUAUCACGACGAUAAGUUCACCACAGAUAAAGACGACCAUGAAAAACAUCUAACUAUGUUCCCUUCAUUGAGACCAAGUGGCCGUUACGAGGUUGUCCACCUGCAGAAGGUGAUGGAUGACAUGUUGAACAAGGUCGGGGUCGAGGACGAUGAGUUAGAGGUCAAAGGACCGACUCAGAUGCAUAACCUGCUGGAACUAAUCAGGAAAGAGCAGAAAAUCUACAACAUCAUCUUCCAUGAACUUAUCAGACAGGUAAGCGUGGAGUGUUCGGAGCGAGGUGAGCUCCUGUCCAACCUGAGACAGCGAUACGCCACGCUGCUGGACAAGGUCCCGCGGCAGGUGAAGAGUCUUCACGCGGAGGUCAUGGCACAGCGGGCGCUGGACCGCAGACUCACCGAGGAGCUUAUGAGAUUCAAGGGUUCUAUCACAUCUCUCACAAGUGAACUAGCAGAUGUGCGUGAACAUGACAGACAGGUGACGAGAGAAGCUCAACAGGCACAGGAGGAUCUGGCAGUGGCCCUGACAGAGUCGGAGAAGAACGCCAGCCUGCUCUCGGAGUAUCAUGACUUGUACGAGCUGCAGCGGCGCCGACUGGAGACUCACGUCAUCCAGCUGUCUGAAGAACGAGAGCUGUGGAGCACAGCAGCUUAUAACCUGGCUCUAAAGGUGAUAGAGCUGAACUCCCUGAGCACUGCCCGUCGGCUGUACAUCAGUGAGAAGGCCUGGUGCAAGCUGACCAGUCACUUCACCAUCCUUCUGGGGGACAAGGACACUGAGGAACUAGCGAUAAUCCAGCACCAUGUUGAGACGUGGAGAGACCUCGUCACCAAGUUCAACUUGCAGCUCAGUGCAGGGGACAAGAACCUGAAGCAGAAGUUCAACAACAUGAAGGAAAAACUGACUGCCUGGUCCUCAGAAAUUGGCAAGUUUGUUGGGGAGACUGCCACCACCAGCGCCACCAGCUACGGCAAACUGCCCGGUCCUGAGAUGGUCAAACAGCUGUACGAUGACAUCUCUAUCUGGGAGGAUGUGAUCAGUACAGAGAUGGAAACGUUUGCAGGAGACCAUCUCCUGGGUUUCCAGGACCAGCUGGCCGCCAUGAACAAACACAUGGAGAGCUGGACCGACGCCUCGCUGAAGGUCUUUAACAGACAUCACACCGAGGAUGGGUCCAACUAUCCUGACCAUGAGAAGAUGAUCAACCUAAAUGAGGAAGUUGAAACUCUUGUCAAGCAGUAUAACAUCAGGGUGAUGGGAGAAAAUGGUGUUGCUAAGGAGAUGAUAAUGCUGCAGAACGGCUACGAGACCUGGCACAACAAGCUGGGGAAUGUAGGGAAGGGCGCAAGCCUUUCGGAUAAUGACUGGUACCGUCUGUACGAGCAGUUUGACACGUGGAUCACGCAGGUGGGCAACAUUGUCCAGCUGGUGGGCACAACUCAGAGGGAGGAGGAUCGCGAAGCGGGCAAACCUCACACUAGUGUUACUAUUGAGGCUGUGGUCAAGAACGUCCACAUGUGGCUGUCUUCCACCAUGAACGGGAUCAACAGUGAAGACUCCAAACUAGCUGAGCAGUGUGAUGCAAUCAUUUUUGGUUACCAUGACAACAGUGAUUGUGGAACACAAACAGAACCUGGAGGACAGAAGGUAGCCAAGCUGCACACCAGCAUGGUCCAUUGGAUGGUCCAGCUGCUGCUGAAGCUGGCCCCUGACCACACGCCGAAGGUCACGGCCAGCCUGCAGGGCGUGUCCACUGCCAAGGAGCUGCAGGAGACGGCCAGGGAGCUGUUCGACAAGCUGGCCAAGUUCUCCAAGUACAUCGUACAAUGUUGCCAGGGCAUUGUGAUGGACCUGAUGCAGGAGAAGGUGGACGCAGGGGAGGAGGACGCUGAUCACGAGUUCAGGGAACUCAAGAGAGUCAAGUCAGAGAGUCAGGAGUGGAUCAGAACAGCCAAGCUGCUGCUGAAUGAGCUGCUGGGCGAGGAAAGCGAGUUCAAGUUUGAGAACCUGGAACUGCCCAAGGAGGAAGGUCCGGGGGGAUCCGUACCCCCCUCCAGAGAUGGUCGCUCCCUCCCCCCCACCAGGGAAGGCCAUGGUUUGUCCCUUCCACCUACCAGAGAAGGGGAGUCCAGGCUCACACCAGGGGAGACACCUUCCACAGCUGUCCCAGGAACCCCUGCAGAUGGAGAACGGAAGGAAGAAGAGACAAAGUCUGGAGAUGGUCAGCAGUCAGGGGAAGAGAAGAAGCCAGAGGAGGACACCACACAGAUGCAGGUCAUAGGUCACGAUGACAACGUCCACCCACAAUCCCUUGAGGACAAACCCAAGGAGGCAGUGGGAGAAGGCAUUGCUGUGUCCAGACCUGACACCCCGCAGACGAAGAAAGCUUAUGAGGCUCUGGCUGCAGUUGAUGCAUUACAGAAACAAUUGCUGGAUACUGAGGAACGUGCUCAGACUUCUGAAGAAAAGGUUUCCACCCUGGAGGAGGAGCUAAGGAAGGCUAAGGAGCGAAUUCGAGACCUUGAGAGGAGAACUGGCACCCCUGGCCCCACCCCAGAUGCGGAGGGGGCGGAGCCAGAGACUCCCCGAUCCACCGACGACCCUGACGACAGGCCCACCACACCCAGCAGGAAGGAGAAGCACAAAAAGAAACCUCACAAGAAGAAGUAGAGAAUAACGGUUGCUGUACUUGUAAAGUUUAGAAUGCUGUCAUAUUACUGUCAUAUCAAGCAAUAUGAAUUUGCUACUGAACCGACUUUUUAUCAUCCAGGCUAUGGAGGUUUUUAUGUGAUUAGCUUUCUGAAGUGGAUUUUUACCACAAAUUUUGUACAGAGUUCAAUUGUAAUGUUAUAUGAAGUUGUGUAUGGAAGAUGUCUAUAUUGAGAGCUUCAAAUUGGUAUUUUUUUCCAUAUCAAAGCUGUACAGUUGUAAAAAUCAAUGUUGGUACGUUGACCAGUUUAAUGCACCUCUGUAAGAGAACAUCCAGAAUAGUGUAUGACAAGAUAGCCUGUGCUUUGGAAUGUGGUUAUGAAUGUUUGUGUGGCUCAUCUACAAAUGCUUUGAGGAAAUAAAUUAUUUGUACAACAAU
Molecule: messenger RNA, 4045 nt
Organism: Branchiostoma floridae (Florida lancelet)
Lineage: Eukaryota; Metazoa; Chordata; Leptocardii; Amphioxiformes; Branchiostomatidae
Product: axonemal dynein light chain domain-containing protein 1-like
Exons: 27
Coding region: 307-3627 (1106 amino acids)
Source: RefSeq, a predicted model, not a curated record